GCCUCACGCCUUCUUAGCAGCACACCUUGUGGGUCUGGAGUCCUCGGUCAGCGAGGUGCGCAGCCUGUUCCUCCGGAAUGUGGAGACGGCCGUCUCGGCCAUCUGCGUGAAGAAGGGCGAUGGUGAUGCUUUGUUGAGAGCUAUUGACCUGGGCCUCACCCGUGAAGCAGGGCCAGCGAGGCCCUAUGCUGCCGAAGUGCUGGAGGCUGCGCAGGACGUGAUCCGCCUCGGCUCCGGGGCGGAUGAAGAAAUGGCCGCCCACAGCAGCACAAACGAAUCCUAUGUGCAGGAGCUGCGUCGCAUAGGCAUGGCAUUUUCCAUGGCUUCACAGGAGGAAGACUUUUCCCUCGGUCGCUUGUUGGACGUGAAGUUCAACGAGAUUCAUGCCCGCCUAGACAAGCUCGAGGCUGCGAUUGACACGAAGGCCGACGACGUCAAGCUCCAAGGGGUGGACUUGGCUGUCCAAGGCCUUCAGGAACAAGCCGAGACAGCGAGCGGCCACGUUUCCAAGUUGGAGGAGGUUCUGAAGUCCAAGGCCAACGCCCAGGACGUGCCCACGGUGCCCCAGUUCCACUCCCUGGUGGAUGCGGUGCAGCAAAAGGCAGAGGUCACGGAGGUGCCCACCAACUCGCAGCUGGAGGCCGUCAAGAAGCUGCUGGACAUGAAGAUCGACUCGCCCGCUGUGGAGUCGAUUAAGGAGGCCCUCGAAGGUCAACUCCGGGCCCAUGCCACCGAGUUCCAAGCAAGCCGUGAGGCGGCUGCCACCGAGGCAAAGAAGCAUGUGCAGGAGUUGGACGACUUGCGUGUGGAGGUUGCGCGCAAGGCCGAAUCUUCGGCCGUGCCGACGCUUCAGCAGUUGGAGCUCCGCUUGGGGGAUAAGGCGGAUCUUUCAGCUGUUCCGACAUACGAGCAGAUGCAGGCCAUGCUCCAGAUCCUGGAGCUGAAAGCCGACUCCGCGAAAGUGCCGACUUUGAGCGACUUGAAGGCUCUGGAGGAAGUUGUCGCCGGCAAGGCAUCUACAAAUCAGGUUCCGACCCUUGCCAACUUCGAGUUUUUGCAGCAACAUCGGUCUCAGGUCGAGGCUGAGCUCCGUCGCUUGCAGGAGGAGCUUGCCCGCAAGGCGGACACCGGUGAUGUGGCCACUGCGCUGGAAGUGCAGCUCUUGAGCCGCAUGCUGCAGAACAAGGCUGAAAGCAAGGACACGCCAACCUUGUCUCAGUUUCAGAUUCUGACCACCAACUUGGACAACAAGGCCGACCGCUGGGAUGUGCCGAGCAUGUCCGAGUUCGUCGCUCUCAACAGCAGCACGGUCAAGAUGCUCGCAUUUGAGGAUCUGCAAAGGAUUGUGGAACAGAAGGCAGAUGCAGAGUCCGUCCACAGCCGCACAGAGCUUGGACGUCUUCUCGCAGAGGUGGCGAGCAAGGAAGAAUUCGAGAAGCUCAAGGAAGAAAUGAAGCGGAAAGCAGAUGCAAGUGAUGUGCCCACCAAUGAGAGCAUUCAGAUGUGGAAGAAGGAUGUUGCUUCCUGCGCCUCCAUCCGAGUCUUGAACCAGGCUCUGCACAUGAAGGCGAACUCGAACAUCGUGGCAACGAAGGAAGAGAUUCAGGCAUUGCAGCAGCUUUUGCUGAGCAAAGCCGAUAUCAGCUCCGUGCCGAACUGGAAGGACUUCCAUGCCCUCAACGACCGUGUUAUGAAGAAGGCAGACCGGGACAUGGUGCCGAGCACGGCACAGUUCCAGUCGCUGAACUCCACCGUGGCCAAGAUGAUGGACGGCGAUUCUGCGGAGCCGCUGUUGAAGCGCCGCCGAGGUGGCGCAGAAGAGGAGAAGGAAGAGGCCUCGAAGAUUCUGGCGACUUCUGCGAUGAUGCCCUUUGGGAUGCAGAGAAGUCACGUCUCCUCGGAAGUUCCGCCACCGGCACCGAAAGAAGCAGCUCCCGCAACUCCGGCACGCCGUGUUACCACGAAGAGCCCUGCCACACCCGGAGCUGCGCCUGCGCCUAUGUCGCCGCAAGUGCCCAAGACACCGACUUUGUCCGCAAAGCUUGACCAAGGUGUUGCCGCCCCUUCGACGCCGGGAGUUGGCAGCAAGCGAGCAGUGGCCACUCCUGCUCGAGCGGGCACGCCCGGUCGAGCGCGAAGCUUUUCCCCUCCUGCCGUCACCCCGGCACCCCUGGAACACAAGCCGCUUUUUUCGCCGACCAUUGCUGAACUCUUUGAGUCUUUCGAUGCGGACGUGGGCGAGGAAAAGACAAAGCCCGAGGGCCACACCACGAGGGCGCAGGCCUCCCCGCGGGCCCAGAGCUUGGAUUCCGUGCACUAUCCGAUCUUCGGCAACUCCUUGAUGGCGGAUCUCGACAUGGAGAAGAAGGACGAGAAGGCCAGCCGUUCCUGGCCAAAGUCACGCACACCGAAGGCUCUGGACGGAAAGCAUCAGCCGAAAGGUCGUGUACCAAAGGUCAAGGAGGGGCCGAAGAAAGGGCUGCAGAAGAUCUGGAACAAGACUCUCGGCAUCUGGGAGGAGCCUUGA
This is a messenger RNA of Symbiodinium sp. CCMP2456, 2527 nucleotides long. Lineage: Eukaryota; Dinophyceae; Suessiales; Symbiodiniaceae. The record is from the annotation of a GenBank genome assembly.